This is a messenger RNA of Sporisorium graminicola, 753 nucleotides long. RefSeq lists its product as uncharacterized. Lineage: Eukaryota; Fungi; Basidiomycota; Ustilaginomycetes; Ustilaginales; Ustilaginaceae. Gene Ontology annotation, molecular function: GTPase activity; GTP binding. Gene Ontology annotation, cellular component: lysosomal membrane. Gene Ontology annotation, biological process: protein transport. The coding region runs from base 1 to 753 and encodes 250 amino acids. The record is from RefSeq and is a predicted model, not a curated record. The transcript has a single exon.
AUGUCGUCAGGAAUCGGAUCGCUCUUCUCCUCCCUCUUCCUCUACCUCCGCUCGCUCCUCUUCUCAAAGCACCUCGAAAUAUGUGUCGUUGGAUUGCAAGCAGCGGGCAAGACGUCCCUCGUCAACCUCUUGUCUUCGGGACAGUUUGCAGAUGAAAUGGUGCCUACCGUCGGAUUCAACAUGCGCAAGGUACGGUCAGGCAACACCACCAUCAAGGUGUGGGAUAUCGGUGGACAACCCAGAUUCCGCAGCAUGUGGGAGCGAUACUGCCGCGGGGUCUCUGCCAUUGUCUUUGUCGUCGAUUCCUCUGUCCCACUGCCCAGCGCCAAGUCCGAGGCUGCUGCAACAUCCACAAGCACGUCAGCACCCACCCACACCGCCUCUGCACCAGCAGCUGCGCCCGCAGCAACCACUACAGCACCAAAGAAGGAGGAUCCCACUUCUGUGUCGGCAUCCGCUUCAGCAGCAGCAGCUGGUCAGAGCACACAGAGCUCGUCCGCUUGGGGCGUGGCUACCGAAGAGCUGCAUGCCCUGAUCGAGAGGCCGCACCUUGCCGGUGUGCCGUUGCUGGUCCUCGCUACUAAAAACGACAUCAAGGGCGCGGCCAGGGUCGACGAUGUGAUCCGCGUCAUGAAGCUCGACACCAUCGCCAAUCGCGAGGUGAGCUGCUACAGCAUCAGCAGCAAGAAUCAGGUCAACAUUGAUGUGACGCUCAAGUGGCUCAUCGCAAGGAGUCCUGUGGGACAGCGUUGA